Molecule: messenger RNA, 321 nt
Organism: Symbiodinium pilosum
Lineage: Eukaryota; Dinophyceae; Suessiales; Symbiodiniaceae
Source: the annotation of a GenBank genome assembly
AUGUUCUUCUCCAUUUUUGGGCCAAUAGAGCGAAAGCUUCGCUUUAUCGAAGAGGAGCUGCAACAAAUUCCAGGCGUGCAGAUGAGGAAAACAGGUUGCGAUUCCUUUCUGGAGCAUGCCCACGAGUACAAGCUGGAACAUGUGGAGUUGAACAUCUCCCAUGUUUUCAAAUCCUUCGUGGACCUGAAAGAAAGCAGCGCAGAAUUGAUGCGGCGACGAACCAAAGCGCUGGAAGAAAGCCACGUGCUUCGCGUGGCAUCCCUCACUUUUACAAACAAGGCCCGCCAGAAGGUUCCCCGAAAAUGCAUGCGCUGCGUCUAA